GCAGCCCACCCGAAACUGGAACUGGAAUCCAGCGGCGUAUGGUUUCCGCCCGGAGGCUUAGGCAGAAGUCUCAGUCUCCUCACUUCCGGUUUCGGUUUUCACACUGGGCCGGCCGCAGUCGCUAUGGAGGAACCAGAGAUGCAGCUGAAGGGGAAGAAAGUCACAGACAAGUUCACCGAGAGUGUCUAUGUCCUGGCCAAUGAGCCUUCAGUGGCCCUGUACCGGCUGCAGGAACAUGUGCGCCGCUCAUUGCCAGAGCUGGCCCAACAUAAGGCCGACAUGCAGCGGUGGGAGGAGCAGAGCCAGGGUGCCAUCUACACUGUGGAGUAUGCCUGCAGUGCUGUGAAGAACCUGGUGGAUAGUAGUGUGUACUUCCGCAGUGUGGAAGGCCUGCUCAAACAGGCCAUCAGCAUCCGGGACCACAUGAACGCCAGUGCCCAGGGUCACAGCCAGGAGAAGCUGUCCUCCCCCUCCUCAACCUGACCCUGACCCUGGAAGACUCUCAGGGCCUCCCCACCCAGGCCAAGCCCUGCUGCUUGUCUCCACCACCACCCAGCUGCUGUGUGACCUUGAGCCCCAGCUUCCCCUCUGUGCCGUCUUUUCCUAAUAUACAUGUUGCUCA
Molecule: messenger RNA, 622 nt
Organism: Nannospalax galili (Upper Galilee mountains blind mole rat)
Lineage: Eukaryota; Metazoa; Chordata; Mammalia; Rodentia; Spalacidae
Gene: Borcs8
Product: BLOC-1 related complex subunit 8
Exons: 6
Coding region: 124-483 (119 amino acids)
Cellular component (GO): BORC complex
Source: RefSeq, a predicted model, not a curated record